This is a messenger RNA of Sordaria macrospora k-hell, 1407 nucleotides long. RefSeq lists its product as uncharacterized. The record is from RefSeq and is a predicted model, not a curated record. NCBI's taxonomy places the organism in Eukaryota, Fungi, Ascomycota, Sordariomycetes, Sordariales, Sordariaceae.
AUGGCAGACAACAGUAACCCGGAAGUGCCCGGUCAAAGCCCAAACGACAGUGACAAAGCCUCCGACGAGGGUUCAGAAUGGCAAGAUAUCAACGAUACUCCCUCAAUAGACUUUGUCACCCUUGGCAUGUUCAUCAUCGAUGAAAUCGAGUAUCCUCCACCCCGUCCGCCAUCCACCAACGUCCUCGGAGGCGCCGGUUCCUACUCCGCCCUCGGCGCCCGCCUGUUCUCCCCAGCCUCGGACCUCUCCCGCACCGUAGGCUGGAUCGUCGACCAGGGCUCCGAUUUUCCCCAAGCCAUCACGGAUCUCAUCAACGGGUGGUCCACCUCUGCCGUGUUCCGCCAUGAUCCGAGCCGGCUCACCACCCGGGGCUGGAACGGCUACGUGGACUCCUCGGAGCGUCGCGAGUUCAAGUACACCACGCCCAAGAAACGACUAACGGCUGCUGACCUGACCGGAACCCCUUUACUAAAGGCCAAGGCGGUGCACAUGGUUUGCAGUCCUAACCGCUGCAAAGAGUUAGUGGAGGAGAUCAUCACGCUUCGCAAGCGUGAGGCUCGACUUGCCGCCGCCUCCAGGCAAAAAGACGACGACGAUGAGGACGACGAUGACAAAGACGGCUACACCCGCCCUCUAAUAAUCUGGGAACCAGUCCCCGACCUCUGCACACCCUUCGAACUUUUAAACUGCACCAACGCCCUGCCCCUCAUCGACAUUUGCUCCCCUAACCACGCCGAACUAGCCGGGUUCAUGGGCACGGACGGGCUCGACCCGGAGACGGGCCAGAUCAGCGUCGAGCAAGUCGAAAGGAACUGCGAGCAGCUGCUGGCUAGCAUGCCACUAACAACAUAUACGCUGGUGGUCAGGGCGGGCGAAAAGGGGUGUUAUGUUGCUAGGAACGGCGGGCGGAAGAGGAAACAGCAACAACCCAUGAAAAAGGGGAAGAAAAAGAAGGCGGUGGUAGGCUUAGACGCCCGCAACUUCCACGGCGGUCUCCAACCAGACACAGACAUGAUGUCUCUCUUCGCCGGCCUGUUGCAGGACAUGCAAGAUCGCGAUAACGAAGAUGACCCGUUCGGUCGGUUCGAUGAUACUGAACAAGAUGGGGGCAUCGAGGUCGAUCCGGGGAUAGAGAGGUGGUUAUCUGCUUAUCACACGGACGCGUCCAAGGUGGUGGAUCCCACGGGCGGUGGAAAUACAUUUCUGGGAGGGCUGGGGGUGGCGCUUGCUAGGGGGAAGAGUAUCGAGGAGGCGUGCGCGUGGGGUAGCGUGGCGGCCAGUUUCGCGAUUGAGCAGGUGGGCGUGCCGGAGCUAGGGAGGGAUGGCGAGGGGAGGGAGGUUUGGAAUGGGGAGAGGGUGGAGGAGAGGUUGAGGGGGUACGUGGAGAGGGUUGGGUUGAUGAUCUGA